Drosophila navojoa is the source of this 611-nucleotide messenger RNA. RefSeq names its product coiled-coil domain-containing protein 12. The record is from RefSeq and is a predicted model, not a curated record. Lineage: Eukaryota; Metazoa; Arthropoda; Insecta; Diptera; Drosophilidae. Gene Ontology annotation, cellular component: U2-type spliceosomal complex; post-mRNA release spliceosomal complex.
GAAGCAAAUCAAGAAACAUUGAAGGAGAGACCCCUUUUAUUGGUUUAAUUCUAUUUGAGCGAUGGCUAACGAUGAUGAAAACAAUUUGGGCAAGCUGGCAGAGGAAUCUUUGAAACGUAAGGAGCGAUUACAAAAACUGCGUGAACAAGCUCUAUCCAAGACUGCGGACACUAAAGGCGGUAGUGAAAAAUUGCCAAAGCCAGUGUUUCGCAGCUAUAAGCCACAUAAUGAAACCACAGAGGGAGAAGUACUGCCACAAGAACCUACCGGGGACAUAGAAACUGCCAUCCAGUCACAGCUUAAUCUGCUGCAGCAGCCAAUGGUUAUCGACGAAAUAGACAUCACGAACCUGGCUCCACGCAAGCCGGAUUGGGAUCUAAAGCGGGACGUGAGCAAAAAGCUGGAACGACUAGAACGGCGAACACAGAAAGCCAUUGCCGAACUUAUACGCGAAAGACUGAAAAUGAACCAGUUCGAGGACAUCAGCCAGGCCGUAAAUGUGGCAACGGCGCAAGUGCAAGCGGAAAAAAAUACUGAUGAAGAUUAUUGAGCCCACAAACGAUCGACAUAAAUAUUGUUUAAUUAAAGCACGGUUUAAAAUAAUUAUCUAA